Messenger RNA from Theobroma cacao (cacao), 1699 nucleotides. RefSeq names its product Major facilitator superfamily protein (gene G3PP5). The record is from RefSeq and is a predicted model, not a curated record. Lineage: Eukaryota; Viridiplantae; Streptophyta; Magnoliopsida; Malvales; Malvaceae. Gene Ontology annotation, cellular component: endoplasmic reticulum membrane. Gene Ontology annotation, biological process: transmembrane transport. Gene Ontology annotation, molecular function: transmembrane transporter activity.
AUGCAAUCGAAAACCGUAAGCCUAGCUCCAGGAUUCACCCUUUUCCCAACCCUAAAACCCCCACAUAAAACCUUAAUCUUCCACCAAAUCCUUAUCUUUAUCCUCACUUUCUUAGCCUACGCCUCUUUCCACGCUUCCCGGAAACCCCCCAGCAUUGUAAAAAGCAUCCUAGGACCCACAAUUCAAUCAAAUUCAAGCUCAACAGACGCCGGAUGGGCCCCGUUUAACGGGCCGGAAGGAACCCACAGGCUCGGUGAGCUUGAUCUUGCAUUUUUAUCGUCAUACGCAAUAGGGAUGUAUUUUGCUGGACAUGUAGGUGAUAGGAUUGAUUUAAGGCUUUUUCUUGUGUUUGGAAUGAUGGGUAGUGGCCUUUUUACGAUAAUUUUCGGGUUUGGUUACUGGUUUGAUGUUCAUUUGUUGGCUUAUUUUAUGGGAGUUCAAGUUGUUUGUGGGGUUUUUCAGUCUAUAGGUUGGCCUUGUGUGGUUGCCGUUGUGGGGAACUGGUUUGGGAAAGAUAAAAGAGGGUUGAUUAUGGGGGUUUGGAGUUCACAUACUUCUGUUGGCAAUAUUAUUGGGUCUGUUGUUGCUUCUGGGGUUUUGGAGUUUGGUUGGGGUUGGUCGUUUUUGGUGCCUGGGGUUUUGGUUAUUGUGGUUGGGGUUUUGGUUUUUUGUUUUUUAGUUGUGAGUCCUGACGCAUUGGGGUUUGAGAUGAUGGAAUCUGGAAAGGAGGUUGAGAUGAAUGUGGAGGGAGAAAGUGUGGGAAAUUUAGAGAAAAUAGAGUCAGAGGAAGCAGGGCUGCUUGAGAACGAGGAAUCUGAUUCUUUGGCUGCCAUUGGAUUCUUGGAGGCAUGGAGGUUGCCAGGUGUGGCACCGUUUGCUUUCUGCCUGUUCUUCUCGAAGUUAGUGGCUUAUACAUUUCUGUAUUGGUUGCCCUUCUACGUGAGGCACACAGCUGUUGCAGGAGUGCAUUUGUCACAUAAAACUGCUGGGAUCCUCUCUACAUUAUUUGAUAUUGGAGGAGUCUUUGGUGGGGUGAUGGCAGGUUUCAUUUCAGAUAUCAUUGAAGCUCGUGCAGUUACUUCAGUAACUUUCUUAUUAUUAUCAAUUCCAGCACUCAUUUUGUACCGGGUUUAUGGAAGUGUUUCUAUGGUUUCCAAUAUCACAUUGAUGUUUAUCUCUGGGUUGCUAGUGAAUGGCCCAUAUUCACUUAUUACAACAGCCGUUGCAGCUGAUCUUGGUACCCAGGACUUGAUUAAGGGAAACUCUCGUGCUUUAGCUACAGUGACUGCAAUCAUUGAUGGUACUGGCUCUGUUGGGGCAGCUCUUGGCCCCCUUUUGGCUGGGUAUAUAUCCACUAGGGGUUGGAAUAGUGUAUUUCUAAUGCUUAUUGUGGCUAUAUUCUUUGCUAGUUUAUUCUUGAUUCGUGUUGCAAAAUCUGAGAUUGAAAGGGUCAAUGAGGGGAAAGGGCUUUGGAGUGGUGUGACCGCAAGGUGAUGUGGUUUCUCUAGGCAUCGACUGUUUUUGUCUAUUGCAUCCAUAGAAGAGGAUCUCAUUAGGAUACAGCAUGUGAUGUAACAGUUUUCUGUUCAGUAUACCGAAGUCUUGUAUUGUAUCUCAUUCUUUUAUACAGAGAAAAUCUUCAAUUCACUUGUACAUGUAAAAUUUUGUAUCAGAAUAAACUUCAUUCCUCUUUUUACCU